Messenger RNA from Xenia sp. Carnegie-2017, 860 nucleotides. Its product is annotated as FAD-linked sulfhydryl oxidase ALR-like. The coding region runs from base 77 to 589 and encodes 170 amino acids. Gene Ontology annotation, cellular component: mitochondrion. The record is from RefSeq and is a predicted model, not a curated record. Lineage: Eukaryota; Metazoa; Cnidaria; Anthozoa; Malacalcyonacea; Xeniidae. The transcript has 3 exons. Gene Ontology annotation, molecular function: flavin-dependent sulfhydryl oxidase activity; flavin adenine dinucleotide binding.
UGUUACUCUAAGAGAUGAGACAUGAACUAACUUAACUUUUAUUUACAAAAGUUUACAAAUAAACUUUUUAACGUUCAUGAUGAGCGAAGAUUUAAUUCAACACGAAAAGUCUAAAAAGCGACCUUGCAGAGCCUGUACUGACUUCAAAUCUUGGAUGAAACAAAAAAAUGUCAAUAAAAAGAUGAAAGAAGAGCAAGAAAAUGUUGUUACCAGCACAGUGGAAGAUUCUUCCUCAAUAUCUGCAGAAAUUGAGUGUCCACUAGAUUUGACAGAACUGGGUCGUGGAACGUGGGGUUUUCUUCACACAAUGGCUGCAUAUUACCCUGAGAAACCAACUGUUGAAGAACAAAAAAACAUGAGUCAAUUCUUUAAAACAUUUUCUCGUGUUUUUCCUUGCAAUGAUUGUGCCCAAGAUUUGCGAGAAAGGUUGCACAAAAGUCCACCUGUGACUUCAAGCAGACUGGAGUUGUCUCAAUGGCUGUGUCAGAUACAUAACGAGAUCAACAAGAAGUUAGGAAAGGAUGUAUUUGAUUGCUCUAGAGUUGACGAGCGUUGGAGAGACGGUUGGAAAGAUGGCUCGUGCGAUUGAAACAAUUUUUAUUGCAAAAGGGAUUGAAAGAAUAUCUAAUUGAAAUCGAAGGGAGGAAUAUCUGGGUGGGUAAAAAUAAAUAAGAACUAUUUAUUUUUACAGAUUUUGAAGUGCUGGCGGAGAAAACUCAGUAAGAAAAUGUAUCUCGAAUAAGUUUUCUCAUCGUAGUACCAACCGAAGAUGAAAUAUCGUUGGAUGUUUGACAGUUAAUCUUAAACAAAUACGGUUGUAUGCUUGUAUACUUCGUGUCAAAAACAUUUCCUAACUCCGA